Molecule: messenger RNA, 512 nt
Organism: Strongylocentrotus purpuratus (purple sea urchin)
Lineage: Eukaryota; Metazoa; Echinodermata; Echinoidea; Camarodonta; Strongylocentrotidae
Product: ankyrin and armadillo repeat-containing protein-like
Exons: 4
Coding region: 159-512 (117 amino acids)
Source: RefSeq, a predicted model, not a curated record
UAUUGACAAAGACGUCGCGCUGCACUGUCACAGGAAAUCACGUAGCGACGGUGGUGGUAACGGACACUUCGAGCAAGUCGGCGGCCUAGUUGGGGCAUCCCAGCCGUCGGCAGUCCCACGCCACGCUGUGCUGUGGAGAUAGCUGUGUAAUUGUAAAGAUGUCAGGCAAGGCAGCAGACACCAACCUCCAUGCAGGUGAAGUAGACCCAACCCUUGUGGCCAACGCCACGGCCAAUCGCAUGGCAGCUCAGUUCUUUGAAAAGUAUGACCGAUUUGAGGUGCAAGAAAUGCUGGCCCAAACUUCCUACCAUUGGUUCUUAUCACAGGAUGAGCACAAGCUGCAGGCCGAAGCACCCAACGGUAUCAUCAUGACCAGUAAACCCUUUGAUAAUAACAACUGCUUGAUUCUGAUGCCCUUUGACCCCACGGUCGAACCUAUUGACUUUCGGCUCAUACACCAGAUCAUCAGGGAACUUGUGAUGGGUAUCUAUGGUCUCAACCAGAUAGGUUGA